Messenger RNA from Pteropus alecto (black flying fox), 1168 nucleotides. It is a transcript of the gene ACOT8, whose product is annotated as acyl-CoA thioesterase 8. Gene Ontology annotation, molecular function: fatty acyl-CoA hydrolase activity. The record is from RefSeq and is a predicted model, not a curated record. The transcript is spliced from 6 exons. Bases 88 to 1041 code for a protein of 317 amino acids. Gene Ontology annotation, cellular component: peroxisomal matrix. Gene Ontology annotation, biological process: fatty acid catabolic process; acyl-CoA metabolic process. NCBI's taxonomy places the organism in Eukaryota, Metazoa, Chordata, Mammalia, Chiroptera, Pteropodidae.
CUAGCGCAGCCUAUAGGAAGCUGUGCGGUCUGGGUUUCGGAGUGUCCCUCUCAGUUCAGUAUCGCCGGCAGGCGCCAAGGUAUCGAGAUGUCGUCCCCGCAGGCCCCGGAGGAUGCGCCAGGCGACAGCAAUCCUUCAGAGGACCUCCGGAGUGUCCUGGUCACCAGGGUGCUCAACCUUGAGCCGCUGGACGAGGAUCUCUUCAGAGGAAAGAAUUACUGGGCACCAAGAACCCAGCAGCUGUUUGGGGGUCAGAUUGUGGGCCAGGCCCUGGCGGCUGCAGCCAAGUCUGUGAGUGAAGAUGUUUACGUGCACUCCCUACACUGCUAUUUUGUACGGGCAGGAAACCCAGAGAUGCCAGUUUUGUACCAUGUGGAGCGGAUGCACACAGGGAAGAGCUUCUCGGUGCGCUCUGUGAAGGCCGUGCAACAUGGCAAGCCCAUCUUCAUCUGCCAGGCCUCCUUCCAGAAGGUCCAGCCCAGCCCUGCGCAGCACCAGUUCUCCAUGCCCACUGUGCCCCCACCGGAGGAGCUGCUUGACUGUGCUACCCUCGUUAACCAGUAUUUAAGGGACCCUGACUUCCACGAUAAGUACCAAAUGUUGGUGAACCGAACUGCUGCCUACGACAUGCCCAUUGAGAUCAAGUGGGUAAACCCAACCAUGCUGAGCCAGCUGCAGAACAUGGAGCCCAAACAGAUGUUCUGGGUGCGAGCCCGGGGCUAUAUUGGGGAGGGCGACAUCAAGAUGCACUGCUGCGUGGCUGCCUAUAUCUCGGACUAUGCCUUCCUUGGCACAGCACUGCUGCCCCACAAGUGGCAGCAUGAGGUGCACUUCAUGGUCUCCUUGGACCACUCCAUGUGGUUCCACGCCCCGUUCCGAGCUGACCAAUGGAUGCUCUAUGAGUGCGAGAGCCCCUGGGCUGGUGGCUCCCGGGGGCUGGUCCAUGGGCAUCUGUGGCGUCGGGACGGCGUCCUGGCUAUAACCUGUGCCCAGGAGGGCGUGAUCCGAUUGAAGCCCCAGGUCUCAGAGAGCAAGCUGUAGCCAGAGGUACCAGGUUGGCCUGUGGCUUCAGGGCUUUCCCUUCUCCCCCCACUCCUAAGGCAGGAGUUACAGUCAAGGGCUGGGCCGUCUGUCCCUCAUAUUCAAUAAAGAGACUGAUACCACUGGA